This is a messenger RNA of Puccinia graminis f. sp. tritici CRL 75-36-700-3, 846 nucleotides long. RefSeq lists its product as uncharacterized. NCBI's taxonomy places the organism in Eukaryota, Fungi, Basidiomycota, Pucciniomycetes, Pucciniales, Pucciniaceae. The record is from RefSeq and is a predicted model, not a curated record. The coding region runs from base 22 to 552 and encodes 176 amino acids. The transcript is spliced from 3 exons.
AUCAUCUCCCGUAAGGAUGAGAUGAUGGCCGAAGAGCUUGGAAGGCGUCACAUCAAGCAGAUGAAUCGACAGUGGGAGUCCCUCCUGAGCAGCCAAACCGAUGAAAUGAUUGAAGAAGCAGAAGAGAGUGAUUUAAUGCAGGAGGAGCCGAUUGAGCCAGACCAUGAGCUGGACUUGACGCAGAUGUAUGCUGAGGACGCUGCCUCGGACGCGAUGGAUAGCGAAGGUCCUGAUACGUCUAUGGCCAGCGCUUGCUCCACUGUCCGUCCGGAUGAGCACCACCACAGCUUGCUCGCGAUCCUGCUUGCCCCGCGAGCAGUCUGCCCAGCCUGUCCGGUGGGCACCCUGCAAGCCACCGAGCCUGCCCCACAAGGUGUCCAAUGUGCGCAUUGCCCCUGGGGCAUCGAUGGCGACACUCUUGCCUCCAUUGAUCAACACUUCCUUGAACAUGGUGAAAGAGCUUCUCAUCAACCCGUCAUUGGCUAUAACCCCGAUGUGGGAACAAACUUCGUCUGCUCCAAUCCCGAGUGCGACGAGAUGGUCUUUGUCUAAGAACAUUCCUCCAACAUUCCCUCUUGCUCAUCCCAAAUGACACUUUUUUUUUUCUUUUCUUGUGGUGUUGGUCAGUUCAAGAUUUUGUUUUCUUCAUUUUUUUAUAUAUUCGCGCUGUAGAAGUUGUAUUAGUUUUCCUCUCCCACAGAGUCUUUGUUGCCCUUCAAGCUUGCUUCCUACCCCCCCCCCCCUAUCCAUUUCCCCCUCUUUUCCUCUUGACCAUUCUCUGUCGUAGUAGAAAACGUUAUCUUAACAAUGAAAUUAAAAAGUUGAAGGCGGUUGUCGUCAUGCUAG